Molecule: messenger RNA, 1959 nt
Organism: Oryza sativa Japonica Group (Japanese rice)
Lineage: Eukaryota; Viridiplantae; Streptophyta; Magnoliopsida; Poales; Poaceae
Biological process (GO): translational initiation
Cellular component (GO): cytoplasm; eukaryotic translation initiation factor 3 complex
Molecular function (GO): translation initiation factor activity
Source: RefSeq, a predicted model, not a curated record
UUCCUCGACCAGCUCACGCAAAAACCCCCCGAAACCUCGAAACCCUAGAUCGCCAUAUGGCCUCCUCCGCCGCCGCCGCCUUCUACCGCGACAGGGAGGACGCGGCGCCGCCGUCGUCCGGCCCCGGGGGAGGCGGCGCCAUGGCGGCGUACGACCCGAGCUACGUGCCGGACUCGGUGAAGACGUUCGUGUCGCACCUCUACCGCCACAUCCGCGACCGCAACGUGUACGAGACGCACCAGAUGUACGAGGGCGGGUUCACCCGCCUCUCCGACCGCCACUUCCGCGACACGCCGUGGCCGCCGGCGGAGGCCGUGGCGGCGCACUGCGACGGCGACCACGUCUUCCUCCUCCUCUACCGGGAGCUCUGGUUCCGCCACGCCCACGCCCGCGUCCAGGGCCUCACCCCGGCGCAGCGCGCCGAGUCGUGGGACAACUACUGCUCCCUCUUCAGCGUCGUCCUCCAGGGCGUCGUCAACAUGCAGCUCCCCAACCAGUGGCUCUGGGACAUGGUCGACGAGUUCGUCUACCAGUUCCAGAGCUUCUGCCAGUACCGCGCCAAGCUCAAGAACAAGACCCACGAGGAGAUCGCCCUCCUCAAGCAGUACGACCAGGCAUGGAGUGUUUAUGGGGUUCUUAAUUACUUGAAAGCACUGGUGGAGAAGUCAAUGAUUGGAGAGAUCCUGGAGAGGGAGAAGGUAGGGCUUGAACAGUUCACGGCAACUGAUGGGUAUGACUAUGAGGGCGGGAGCAAUGUGUUGAAGAUGCUGGGGUACUACAGCAUGAUUGGGCUGCUCAGGGUGCAUUGCCUUCUUGGGGAUUACCAUACUGGGCUCAAGUGCUUGGCUCCAAUAGAUAUAAGCCAGCAGGGUGUCUACACCACUGUGAUUGGAAGCCACAUUUCCACUAUUUAUCACUAUGGGUUUGCCAGCCUCAUGAUGCGCAGGUAUAUUGAUGGUAUACGUGAAUUCAACAAAAUUCUGUUGUAUAUCCUGAAGUGUAAGCAAUACCACCAGAAUUCCCCCCAGUAUGACCAGCUACUUAAGAAGAAUGAGCAGAUGUAUGCACUAUUGGCGAUCUGCCUCUCAUUGUGUCCACAGGACAAGCUCAUAGAUGAAAACGUUGGCACUCAGCUGAAGGAAAAGUAUGGGGACAAAAUGACAAAGAUGCAUAGGUAUGAUGAUGAGGCAUAUGCUAUUUAUGAUGAACUCUUUUCCUAUGCCUGCCCCAAGUUCAUUACUGCGUCGCCUCCAGUUCUACGAGAGCCAUACACAAACUACAACCAGGAUGCUUAUCGUCUUCAGUUGAAACUAUUUCUUUAUGAAGUGAAACAACAACAGUUGCUCUCUGGUAUUCGAAGCUAUCUCAAGUUGUAUUCAACGAUAACAAUUGGUAAACUUGCCAAAUACAUGGAUGUGGAUGAGGUUACACUAAGGACAAUUCUUAUGACAUACAAGCACAAAAUGCAUUCAAUCGACAGUGACGGAAAGGUCAUAUCCAGUGCAGACUUUGACUUCUAUAUUGAUGAGGACAUUAUUCAUGUUGUUGAAUCCAAGUUAACCAAGAACCAUGGUGAUUACUUUUUGAGACAGAUUUUGAAGUUUGAGGAGAUGAUUACGCAGCUGGAUAAAGUACAAUUUGACUGAACCUGCUAUCAUCAGGGCUGAAGCUCUCCUUUGAGUUACAGUGGGACGCGCUGUUGGUGAUGGAUAGUAAUGAUAAAUUUUUGUGCCAUCCUUUUUUGAUACAUUGUUGACAUGAGUUAAAUCCUCGCUAAAAAGUACUCUAGGUGCUAACUAUCGCAUCCACUUGUCAUGGCAUGUUCUGGUUUGAAGAAUGCCAACUUUAAAUUGUUCUUGUCUUAUCGUCAACCGUGCCAUUACCUACCGUAACGUUGCAAAGUUGUAGCUGUAUUCCUAUGUUUCGGACUUGCAGAGUGCGGAAUGUCGUUGCUUCCUA